Messenger RNA from Archocentrus centrarchus (flier cichlid), 1062 nucleotides. Its product is annotated as C-type lectin domain family 4 member E-like. NCBI's taxonomy places the organism in Eukaryota, Metazoa, Chordata, Actinopteri, Cichliformes, Cichlidae. The transcript is spliced from 9 exons. The record is from RefSeq and is a predicted model, not a curated record. The coding region runs from base 20 to 1006 and encodes 328 amino acids.
AGUCACACACAGCAGCAAAAUGCCUGAAGCAGAAGUGCUGUACUCUGAUGUGAAGUUUAAAAAAGGAAAGGGGGCGGUCAAAGAAGCCGUUUCCUCAUCGGCAGACGCGACUUACUCUGAAGUCAAGAUCUCAAAGACUCAGCGGUCCACAGCAGAGCAGCCUGAAUCCGUUUCCUCAUCGGCAGACGCGACUUACUCUGAAGUCAGGAUCUCACAGACUCAGCGGUCCACAGCAGAGCAGCCUGAGGUUCCUCCGCAAGCUGUGGUGAGCAAGAGGUCAAAGGUCACCUCAGAGAGAGUGGCCCUGCUGGUUCUCAGUGUUCUCCUGGCAGCUGCUCUCAGUGCUCUGUGUGUCAUCACAUUUGACAAAAUGAAAAUGAAAAAUGAACUCAAAAACCUGGAAGAUCAAAGAAUGACGUGUGAAAAUAACCUCACAGAGACGCUCUCUAAAGUAAAAGCAUGCAGCACUGUGCAGCCCAUCUGUCCCACACCUGAAGUAAAAAAUGAAUCCUGUUAUACAUGUAAAGCAGGCUGGGAGCAUCAUGGAGGAAAGUGCUAUCAUUUCUCCAUCAGUAAAUCCUCCUGGAACAGGAGCAGAGCUUACUGUAGAGCUGAAGGAGGAGACCUGGUUAAGAUAGACAGCAGGGAGGAGCAGAGUUUCCUGGAUGGAAAACUGAGAGACUUAAUGAAUAAAGAUGAGGACAAGUUCUGGAUCGGACUGACAGACUCAGCAGCAGAGGGCAGAUGGAUGUGGGUGGACAACACAUCACUGACUGAAAGUUUGAAGUUUUGGAGCAACAAUGAGCCAGAUAACUGGAAUGGAACAAAAGGGGAACAUCCUGAUGGAGAGGACUGUGCAAGGAUGGGAGAAAAAGGUGGAGCUAAAGAUCUGAAUUUGUGGUUUGAUGCAUUCUGCUCAAAGCUUCACAAAAGUAUUUGUGAGAAAGCAGAAGUAACUGGACAUCUUAAAUGUUUCUCUAAUUCAGUUCAGCCUGUUGAACACUGAGCUGCAGUUUUUUAAAGAAAUCUCAAUAAAAACAAGAAAAAACAAAAAGAAACAAA